UCAGCUCUGAGAGCUCUGAGAUGAUUCCUGUGACAGCAGCGCGUCCUUGCUUUUCCUCAACUUUUUGUGCGUACAGUACAGUAUUAUCAUCUUUGUCUUCCCAGCUCUUCUCGAAGCCCAGCGGCCCGUUAGUUGCUUCAAGUGUGUAACGGCGGAAGAUACUGCUCUCGUUUUCCUAAAAAAAAAUCCACCACUCUUGUUCGAGCGAGACCGCUGAGAAUUCUUGCGCUCAGAUAGCCCGGAAUACAUCAUCUUCGGGGAAGUUCAAGCCUGUGUUCAUCGCGACCAACAAUGGCGAAGAAGAAGGAAGAGAAGAAGGCCGCACCGGUCAAGGGCGACGAAGCCUCGGACAUUGUAAUGAAAUACCUUCGGAAGCAGAAUAGACCAUAUAGCGCAGUAGAUGUAUUCAACAACCUCAGUGGGGCAGUUGGGAAAACAAACGUUGUAAAAGCACUGACGACGAUGGUAGAAGAGCAACAAAUACACGGGAAACUUUUUGGAAAGCAAUGGGUGUACGUGGCGAAGCAGGAUGAAUUCGAGGUGCCAUCGAAAGAAGAGCUGGAUUCCAUGGAUGUGAAGAUCGCAGAGCUGAAGGAGCGUGUAUUUAUUGCACGAGAUGAGAUCAAACAAGCACAAGCAGAGCUGAGUACCAUCUCAAGCUCUUUGACGACUGAUCAGAUAGAAGCAAAGCUGAAGGCAGUAGAAGCUGAGAAUGAAUCAUAUGAAUCGCGGUUAUCAACUUUACGUUCUGGCGCGGCCGUCAGUAAUAUGAGCGUCGAGGAUCGGGCAAAGCUCGAUCGCGACUUGGACACCAUGCGUAAACACUGGCGGAUUCGAAAGAGGAUGUUUAACGAGAUGUGGGGAACGGUGACCGAGAGCAUCCAGGGGAACCUGGCAGAGUUCAGAGAGACGGUGGGCAUUGAAACCGAUGAGAUGGUAGGGCUCAACAUCAACGAUGACCCACUGAAAAUGUGAUUGCGUUAAUCGCACCGCACUCGCCAGCUGCUACACAAGUGGGACACCAUACGGCGGCGUAUUCCCGUAUCCGUUCGACCUAUUAUGGGACAUAUACCCCGCCAACGAAACUUCCAUUGCCUCUCGAUUUGGUGCCCAGAGCUUCUCGUGUCUUCGCACGAUUGUGGCUAUUGGGCCGACGCCAUGUAGAAACAGUGAGCAUAUGUUCCGCGUGUAGCUUCCACCUCAGUGCUCAACCCCUAGUGUAUAUAUCUGUACUCUGGAGGAGAACGAUGGUCGUUUGGAUGUAUCGUUGUCAAGUUGUCAACGCCGCCGUGAUUUGUCUCCGACGCGAAAUCGCAUGAAUUGUGUCCGAAAUGUCCG
This is a messenger RNA of Fimicolochytrium jonesii, 1338 nucleotides long. Its product is annotated as Tat binding protein 1-interacting protein. The transcript is spliced from 9 exons. Bases 292 to 975 code for a protein of 227 amino acids. Gene Ontology annotation, biological process: meiotic joint molecule formation; homologous chromosome pairing at meiosis; meiotic strand invasion involved in reciprocal meiotic recombination. Gene Ontology annotation, molecular function: double-stranded DNA binding; recombinase activator activity. Lineage: Eukaryota; Fungi; Chytridiomycota; Chytridiomycetes; Spizellomycetales; Powellomycetaceae. Gene Ontology annotation, cellular component: DNA recombinase auxiliary factor complex; condensed nuclear chromosome. The record is from RefSeq and is a predicted model, not a curated record.